GAGACAAUUGGAAUGGUCCCUGACGUCUAAAAAGGUCACUUCUAGUCACUACAAUGUAGACACAGGUCUAUUUCACUGUCAGUACAAGAGUAUAAAAAAGGGCCUGAGAGUCUGCUGAGGGCUACGGUGCAGACAUCAAGCCCUCCAACCAUGGGAAAGAUAAUCUUUUACGAAGGCCACAACUUCCAGGGUCGACACUAUGAGUGCAACAGUGACUGUGCUGACACGUUCAGACACUUCAACUGCUGUAACUCUAUCAGGGUGACCGGCGGUCACUGGGUGGCCUACGAGAAGCCCAACUUCAACGGCUACCAGUACAUCCUGAACCAGGGCGAGUACCCUGACCACCACCACUGGAUGGGCUUCAACAACUGCAUCCGUUCCUGCCAGAUGUUCCCCCCCUACAGAGGAGCCUACAGAAUGAGAAUCUACAACAGGCCUGAGAUGUCUGGUCACAUGAUGGAGUUCAUGGACGACUGCCCCAACGUGUAUGAGCGUUUCCGCCACCGUGACAUCUUCUCCUCCAACGUCAUGGAAGGCUACUGGGUGUUCUACGAGCACCCCAACUACAGGGGUCGUCAGUACUUCCUCCGCCCUGGGGAGUACAGGGCCUGCAACGACUGGGCCUGCCACAACCCCAUGGUGGGCUCCUUCAGGAGAAUGAGGAGUGGCCUGUAAGCUUCUCACAUCUGGACUGUAACAAAGUGAUUAAACGUGCUGGUUUUCAAA
This is a messenger RNA of Oncorhynchus keta (chum salmon), 729 nucleotides long. RefSeq names its product gamma-crystallin M2. The record is from RefSeq and is a predicted model, not a curated record. The transcript has 3 exons. Gene Ontology annotation, biological process: lens development in camera-type eye; visual perception. The coding region runs from base 151 to 678 and encodes 175 amino acids. Lineage: Eukaryota; Metazoa; Chordata; Actinopteri; Salmoniformes; Salmonidae. Gene Ontology annotation, molecular function: structural constituent of eye lens.